CUCAGGUGAAGGCAUUCCUCAAGGCUCGAGCGAGCUUCCAGGGCAAACCCUAUUGAUAGCCAUUUCAAUAGGAGAGAUGAUUUGGUCAAAUUAUUUGAUUAUAUCUUUAUUGCAUGAUAAUCCCACUAGUGUGUAUAUAUAUAGAAGAGCUAGCUAUUAUUCUUCUUAUAUUGUAAGCAAAGAUGAAGAGCUUGAUAAUAUUUGUCUUCCUUCUCAUCUUACCAGCUGAAGCUUUCCGUCCAACCCUUCUGCUAGGCAAUUUGAUAGAGAGAACUUGCAGGCAAACGCCAUUCUAUGAUCUUUGCGUUUGGUCUCUGAAAACGAAUCCUGAAAGCCGCAAUGCAGACGUCAAGAAGCUAGCUCGAAUCAUGGUGGAUUCAGUACUCAAGAACAAAGCAACAGACACUCUCGAUCUCAUCGACGAGCUCCUCCAGGAUGGGUUUGCACUAGACCCUGCACUGCACAAGGCCUUGUCUUCUUGUGCUGAACGGUACAGUGUUAUCAUAGGAGGAGACGUGCCAGAGAUCAUUGAAGCUCUCGAGACAGGUGAUUAUAAGUUCGCUGAGAGAGGCACCAAUGACGCAGCUAUGGAGGCGAAUUCUUGUGAAGUUGAAUUUCCAGGGAAAUCUCCAUUAACCCAUAUGAAUAAGGUGGUGCAUGAUGUAUCUGUUGUAGCUGCAUCUAUUGUCAAAAUAAUACUCCAUAGCCAAUGGUGAGAGAUGAGAACAAUUUUUCUUUCCUUUUUUCCUUUUGAUUGCAAUGAUGAUACAUGCAAUCAAUACUCAAAAUCUUCUUCUCUUUCGAGUUAUCAAUAAAAUUUUACGUUUCAAA
Messenger RNA from Theobroma umbraticum, 831 nucleotides. Its product is annotated as cell wall / vacuolar inhibitor of fructosidase 1-like. The record is from RefSeq and is a predicted model, not a curated record. NCBI's taxonomy places the organism in Eukaryota, Viridiplantae, Streptophyta, Magnoliopsida, Malvales, Malvaceae. Gene Ontology annotation, molecular function: enzyme inhibitor activity. Gene Ontology annotation, biological process: negative regulation of catalytic activity.